AUGGCAGUGAGCAUGAAUAUGGAUCUAAUUCCAAUGAUAGGAUUCUAUGGUGCGGAUGGCUACUUUAAAACAGGACAAAUCUUAACAAUAGGUGAGGUGAAAAUGUGCUUGGAAUCCAGGAGAGAUUUACAUGAUUCAGGGGACAGAAUGAAACGUUACAUUCAGAAGACACAAUAUAAUGAAUUCUUUAAAAUUAAAAUAGAUUUUCCUAUCUCUAAACUGCACCAUGUAACUGAUGAAUUUGGUCUGCGUGUUAUAAUGCAUAGCGGAUAUUUCACUGGGAGUGAAAGUGAGCAAAUCGAACUACUGCAACACCUCUCCUUUUGGAGUGUUGAGAUACAUCCAGAAAACAGUGAGAGAGCUCGUCAACAGGCCUACGAGACUGUGAAACAAAUGGUGACGGCACAGGAAGCAGAGUAUUUCCAAGAACAAAUAAAAGGACAGUAUGCCAACUCUCCAGCAUUCGAUAAUACGACUUCUCGUUAUGGAAAUUUUGUGUUCUCCUUCCCACUGUCUGACCUGCUGGAGGCCUAUAAAUCCCAGCACUGCCAGAAUGUAGAUCCUCAGCUCAGGGUGCUGGGCACACAGAUGUACAGACAAGAGAUAGCUCACAUCAUUGUUGUCCACAGUCCUGGUAUUGACCUGUACGAUGACUUCCCAAUGGUGCAAACUGUUCCCAGCACUGACAAAUCCCUGCCUUUUGUCUACUGGAGAAAGGAAGAUGGGGAACUUUGCUGGAGGCCAGAAUCUACCUCCACUAAACUCCAAGUGGAAAUCAGAAAUAAUACUACAACUCCAUAUAACUCUGUACAGUAUUGUGUUUGGAACCACCUGAUAUUCGCUUUCCACCUGCCUGAAGGACAGCACCUGGUUAUCCCUAGAGAGAAGCUCCAGGACAAUCUGGCUGCUUGUGGUUCUGGAGAGGUCAUUCUAAACUCCAGCCUAAAGUUCGAAGUAGCCGAGGAAAUAGUCAGAGACAUUAAAGGAUAA
This is a messenger RNA of Pelobates cultripes (western spadefoot toad), 990 nucleotides long. The record is from the annotation of a GenBank genome assembly. Lineage: Eukaryota; Metazoa; Chordata; Amphibia; Anura; Pelobatidae.